AUGAAACUCUUAAUUUUGAUAUUUUCUAUAACAUUAUUUUCUUUGGGUUUGGCUGUAAAUUCUACGCCUUUAUUUAAUAGCAUCAAGAUUGAUAAUGACGAUGGGUCAAAGAAGCCAUAUGUUGUUGUAAUUAAAUCAAAAAAAUCAGAAUUGCCAUUAAAUAUCAACCAACCAUCAUCAUCAUCAUCUAUAAAACCUUCUUCAUUACACACCAUAUAUGAAGAUCACAUUGCAUGGAUUUCUUCUGAAAAUCAAAUUGAAUCAACUGUAUCAAAAUUAAAAAAUGAAUCAACUAUUAUUACAACUGCUAGUUACUUAGGACUAUUUAAACCACAAUUUGUUGAAGAAAUACUUAGUAAAAGAGAUGACGUGGAGAUAGUCGAGCCUGAUUCUGAAGUUGAGGUUGCUUAUGAUCCAUAUGAUUAUCAUAAUCUCAAUACAGAAAAUGGUGGUAGUGAAGAGGAUUAUUAUUAUAAUAAUGAUGAAAUUGAUUAUAAAUUAAAUGAUGAUGAUG
Messenger RNA from Entrophospora sp. SA101, 514 nucleotides. NCBI's taxonomy places the organism in Eukaryota, Fungi, Glomeromycota, Glomeromycetes, Entrophosporales, Entrophosporaceae. The record is from the annotation of a GenBank genome assembly.